This is a messenger RNA of Ichthyophthirius multifiliis, 1545 nucleotides long. RefSeq lists its product as hypothetical. The transcript has a single exon. Lineage: Eukaryota; Ciliophora; Oligohymenophorea; Hymenostomatida. The record is from RefSeq and is a predicted model, not a curated record.
AUGGACAAAUACGGAGUUUUAAGUUUCAACUUAAAUGAAAAUACAAGUCAAAAUAUGAAAAUGCAAUUUAUAAUUUUAUGUUUCUUAUUUGCUUUCCAAGUAACCAUAAGCUUAAGCAUUCCUUUCCUAUUUUAUCACCCCUAGCAAUUACUAUGUACCAAAUCCCAUGAAGGAUCCGAGUUUUUUCCAUGUACUGAAUAAGAAAUGUGUAAAAACCACUAUUUUUUCCGUUACCUUGAUUCCGAAAUAAUUCAUUCUAUAUCAAUGGAAUAUGAUUUUUUUUGUAUAUCUGGUCAACUCUAAGAAUCCGCUAUGUUAGGUCUCGCCUUAAUUGGCUAAGUAGUAGGUUUUGCUAUUUCUAUGUUUUUUGAUAUACCAAAGCCCCAUAAAGCUAAAAUGCUCUUAUUUACUGUAAUAAUAGAAUCGGCACUUUUAAUAUCAAUAAAAAUUAUCUAUUUACCUUCCUUUUUCCUCUCCGUAGCCUUGAGUUGCUGGAAUGGUCUUUUCGCCUUUUAUUUCGGCUAAUAAUACGCUUAUAUAUGUGAUGUUUAUUCUGCCACAAUUAAUAAUGUUGCGCCUGUCGCUUUAGGGUUUAUGUAGCCUUUUAUUGGUCUUUUUUACAUUUUAUAUGCCUCCUAUGAUAAAGAAUGGAGAAAUCAUUUAGCUUAUUUUACUGCUAUUCCUUUAUUAGCUAUUGGUGUUAUUUGGUUUUGUAUUUAUGAUUAUAGAAAUGAUGAAAAUGAAACUGUAAAAGAGGAAAAGUCCAAAAUAGCUAAAAUCGACUAAUAUAAUUUCAUAUAGGAUCUUCUUUUUAAAUACAAUGAAUUAAUCACUUAACCUAAAAUGCUUACAAACUCAAUUAUGUACGUUUUAUGUUGGCUAAAUUCAAGUAUGGCAUAUACAAGUUCUUAUCUCGUCUUCAGUGAUAUUAAAGUAGGCUCAUUUUUCUAUAAUAUGUAUUUUUCUUAAGUCGCUGAUGUAUUCGGAGGGUUACUUGCUUAUAUUUUAUUUAGAUGCUUCCCUUCUAGAAAUGUCAUGUUUAUUUCUUCCAUUAUUGCUGGCUUUGUUUAAUGCGCAACUUUCGGAUUGAAUCAUAAUUCUUCGUAUUAUGCAGAAAUGGGACCUAUAGUAGUUGCUAGGGCUUAUAAAUCGAUUAUUGUGGGUGGCUUAUUGAUUGUUACACCAUAAUUAGUACCUUUUAGAUACCUUUUAUUAUUAUUUACAUUCUCUAAUAUAGCAACUUUAGGACUUAGUAGUGUUAUGCCAUUGUAUAAGAUUAUUUGUGACUAAUUUGGGAUUAAUAUUUUUGUUACUUUUGGAGUUAUGGCAUUUAUUUGUAGCUAUUAUAUUAGGAAAUGGACUUAUAAGGAAGAUUUAGGAAUUUAAGAGACUAAUUUAGAAUAAGAUGCGGGUGUAUAAAAAAACUAAAUGACAUAAUUUAUGCAAACUGGGGCGUAACCAAUUAGAGGUAAAAAAAUGGAAAAAAAAUAGUCUGCAAGUGAAAUUAGAGAUAGUGAAGCACUACUUGAAUAUCAUAAAAGAUGA